Cooperia oncophora is the source of this 471-nucleotide messenger RNA. Lineage: Eukaryota; Metazoa; Nematoda; Chromadorea; Rhabditida; Trichostrongylidae. The record is from the annotation of a GenBank genome assembly.
AUGCCACCAUUCCUCAAACACGUGAGUGCUGAUGCACGGUGGGAUUACUACGCAAUUAUUUCGAACAUGUUCACGUCGAUGAAUGACAAGAUCAAGCAAGUCAACGAAUGGGCCAAGAAACAGGGUUCGGAGGUCGAGAAAGGAGUAAACGAAUACUUCAAGAAAAUCGAAAAUUAUUGGAAAGAUGUCAACAAAAAUAUGACAAUGACUCUCGAGGAACUGCCGAAGGUCUAUCCGAAGGUCUACAAAAUCAUGUCAGACCUCGAUCUUAAACCUCGAGAUAUCUACAAACAGAUUCGCGAUAUGAAACUUUCAAAACGGACUGCACAUUCUUUGUAUAGUCUUGCAAUGGUUGUCAUUCACACCGAUGGUGGUGAAUAUCCGUAUCUUAUGGACACGGAAAUGUUCCUCGAAAGAGUUGCCACCCCGAAGAUUCGAAAUCUCUUCAAUCCCAGCAGAGGAAAGAACUGA